Myotis lucifugus (little brown bat) is the source of this 4485-nucleotide messenger RNA. It is a transcript of the gene FBRS, whose product is annotated as fibrosin. NCBI's taxonomy places the organism in Eukaryota, Metazoa, Chordata, Mammalia, Chiroptera, Vespertilionidae. Bases 1 to 3252 code for a protein of 1083 amino acids. The record is from RefSeq and is a predicted model, not a curated record. The transcript is spliced from 19 exons.
AUGGGGCUCCUAAGAGUAUCUUCCUACAAAAAUUCUUACUACCGCGCGAGUCGAUACGUGAGGAAGUGCCCGGCCCAGCGGAGCAAGGGGUUUCUUUUCGUCCGCGCGCAGAGCACAGGCCCGCACCUUCCCGCGGAACCGAGAGGACAGGCGACGCGGCCUCCUCCCUGCGCGUCCGGCGGUCGCCACCCGCUCCGCCGAGAAGCUAACGCUGCCGAGCUGCCCGCCCGACGUCAGCGCCGCGGCGCGUGCGCGCGAAGCCAGGCGGCCUGUGGGCCCAGCCCAGCGGCGGAAAGGGAGACGACGCCACUGGGGGCCGACGGGGAGCUUCCGCAGCCGCGCGCCGCCCAGCGGCCAACCGCCCCCCGGCCUCGCGCAGCACCACGGACUCCCGGCCUUGACGCCGUCAGAAGGUGGGCCAAUGAACGGACCGGGAAAAGGCGGAACCCUCUGCAGGACCGCCCAGGCACCUACUCCGAGCCAGUCGAGUCACGAGACUUGGUGGAGGACGGAACUAAUCUGACUCGCGGUCGUCCUCGUCAUCGCCGCCGCCGCCCGCCAGGCCCUGUGUCGUCAGCUUCGUCUGGAGAGCGGCCCGGAGGCCCGAGACGGCGGCGGCCCCGUCCCAGGCCUCGGCCGCCGCGACCCCGAGCUCGGAAGCGGCCUGCGGGCUCCGGCAGUCGCGGGGAAGAGGAGGAAGAGGAGGGGGGGUGUGCGGACGACGGGGAGGCCGAGGAAGAGCCGGAGGAGGAGGAGGAAGAGGAGGAGGACUUGAUCGAUGGCUUCGCCAUCGCCAGCUUCGCCAGCCUCGAGGCCUUGCAGAAGGAUGCCUCUCUCCAGCCCCCCGAGCGCCUGGAGCACCGGCUGAAGCACUCGGGGAAGCGGAAGAGGGGGGGCUCCAGCGGGGCCGCCGGGGAGCCGGGGGACAGCUCCGAUCGGGAGCCCGGCCGGCCCUCCGGAGAUCGCGCCCGAAAAUGGCCCAAUAAGCGGAGAAGGAAAGAGGUCUCCUCCCGUCACUCCCUGGAAGCCGGAUACAUAUGUGAUGCGGAAAGCGAUCUGGACGAGAGGGUCUCCGACGAUGACCUCGACCCAUCCUUUACUGUUUCAACCAGCAAAGCCUCGGGCCCUCAUGGCGCCUUCAAUGGGAACUGUGAAGCCAAACUCUCCAUAGUCCCUAAAGUGUCGGGCCUGGAGCGGAGCCAGGAGCAGCCCCCAGGGCCCGAUCCGCUGCUAGUGCCUUUUCCCCCGAAGGAACCACCACCUCCACCAGCCCCUCGGCCUCCUGUCUCACCCCCUGCACCCCUGCCGGCCACCCCCAGUCUGCCACCCCCACCCCAGCUGCAGCUUCGGGUCUCACCCUUUGGCCUCCGCACUUCUCCCCAUGGCAGCAGCCUGGACCUCAGCACUGGCAGCUCUUCACGGCCGCCCCCCAAGGCCCCGGCCCCUCCCGUGGCUCAGCCUCCCCCCUCAUCAUCCUCUUCGUCCUCUUCCUCCUCAUCUGCCUCCUCCUCGUCCGCGCAGCUCACCCACCGGCCCCCGACGCCCUCACUGCCCCUACCUUUGUCCAACCACAGCUUUCCUCCCCCUGGGCUGCGGCCCCCCCCACCACCCCACCACCCCUCCUUGUUCUCCCCUGGCCCCACCCUGCCCCCACCCCCACCCCUGCUGCAGGUGCCAGGGCACCCUGGGGCCUCAGCUGCUAACGCCCUUUCUGACCAGGACCUGAUCGGCCAGGACCUGAACUCUCGCUACCCUGAGGUGGUGGGGGCAGGGGGCUCAGCCCGGCCCCUGGCCUUCCAGUUCCACCAGCACAACCACCAGCACCAGCAUACCCACCAGCACACCCACCAGCACUUCACCCCUUACCCCCCAGGCCUGCUGCCACCCCACGGCCCCCACAUGUUUGAGAAAUACCCAGGAAAGAUGGAAGGCCUUUUCCGGCAUAAUCCGUACACGGCCUUCCCUCCCGCAGUGCCCGGCCUCCCUCCGGGCCUCCCGCCGGCUGUCUCCUUUGGCUCCCUGCAGGGGGCCUUCCAGCCCAAGAGCAUGAACCCCGAGCUGCCACCACGACUGGGGCCAAUGCCAAGCGGGCUUCCCCAAAAGGGGACACAGAUCCCUGACCAUUUCCGGCCACCUUUGAGGAAACCAGGGAAGUGGUGUGCCAUGCACGUGCGCGUGGCUUACAUGAUCCUGAGACACCAGGAAAAGAUGAAGGGCGACUCCCACAAGCUUGACUUUCGGAACGACCUCCUGCCCUGCCUUCCGGGGCCCUAUGGGGCCCUGCCCACUGGCCAGGAGCUCUCCCACCCGGCUGCCUCCCUCUUCACUGCAACUGGUGCCGUCCACGCUGCAGCCAACCCCUUCACGGCAGCUCCCGGGGCCCAUGGACCCUUUCUGAGCCCCAGCACCCACAUUGAUCCCUUUGGGCGUCCCACAAGCUUCGCCUCCUUGGCUGCCCUCUCCAACGGGGCCUUUGGAGGCCUGGGCAGCCCCACAUUCAACUCCGGCGCCGUCUUUGCCCAGAAAGAAAGCCCAGGGGCCCCACCAGCCUUCGUCUCCCCCCCAGACCCAUGGGGUCGCCUGCACCGCAGUCCUCUGGCCUUUCCUGCCUGGGUCCGGCCCCCUGAGGCCGCCCGGACACCAGGCUCAGACAAGGAGCGGCCUGUGGAGCGGCGGGAGACUUCUAUCACCAAGGAGGAGAAAGACAGGGACCUCCCCUUCUCACGGCCCCAGCCCCGAGUAUCUCCUGCUACUCCCAAGGCCCGGGCUGGUGAGGAAGGGGCCAGGCCAGCCAAGGAAUCGGUGCGGGUAAAGGAAGAACGGAAAGAGGAGGCUGCUGCUGCCGCUGCUGCUGCCACCGGGCCUCAGGGCCUUCACCUGCUGUUUGAGAGGCCCCGGCCACCCCCCUUUCUGGGCCCUGGUCCUCCAGAGCGCUGUGCUGGCUUUUUGGAUCCAGCCUGGUUGGCAGGGCCCCCUCGCCUUGCAAGGCCACCCCGCUUCUAUGAGGCGGGAGAGGAGCUGACUGGACCAGGGGCAGUGACUGCUGCCCGCCUGUAUGGUCUGGAGCCUGCCCAUCCCCUGCUAUACAGCCGCUUGGCUCCUCCACCACCGCCUACUGCGGCCCCAGGAACCCCUCACCUUCUCAGCAAGACCCCACCAGGAGCCCUUUUGGGGGCACCGCCUCCACUUGUGCCCGCCCCCCGGCCUAGUUCCCCACCUAGGGCCCCUGGCCCAGCCCGGGCUGACAGGUGAGGGGAGGGGAGGGGCAGGGGCAAAGCUCCAUCCCCCUUUCCUUUUGAUAAGAUCCUAGAGCUGAGGUUUUAAGCCAGGGCUGGAGGGCAAAGGUCGAGACCUCACCAGCCAUCUCUGAGGUCAUGGAAUCUGAGAACAGAGCCCCAACCCCCAUGAGAUCAAGCAUCAGAUGAACCUUGGGGUCAUUGGGAGGGCAGAGGUCACACACUUCUAGAGAGGGGUGUGUGUGUGUGUGUGUGUGUGUGUGUGUGUGUGUGUAUGUGUAUGUGUGUGUCUGUACACAUACAUAUGAGAGUGGGGGUCACUUCAGAGGUCAUAGCUCAUAGAUCUCCUGAGGUGCACCAUCGCCCCUGAGGGCCCCUAGGCCCUUGGCCUGCCUCCCCAAGGGCUCACUAAGCCAGAGGCCAAAGUGCCCCCUCCCCUUCACCUACCACCCAAGUCCUCAUGCCCUCUCAGGGUUGGGGGAGGAGGGGCUAAAGGAAGGGGAGUUCCAUGUACAUAUUUAUCUCCCCUUCCACAUAGCCCCCCAGACCUUUUGUACAUUUUUACAGGGGUGCCCCUCCCAAUAACCCCCCCUUCCUGGUUAAUUAAAUCCUCAGACUGGUGCUGUGUUCCUAGCCUCUGGCCUCUCUGUGGGGGGAGGGGAGUUGCAGGGGGAAGAGCUGGGAGGGGACAGGCAGGCCCAGGGCUUAUCCCUAGGAAUAUGGGGUCCAGCAGGAAGUGGACCAACAGGGGAAGGGACCUGGUACCUAGGCUGGAAAGAAGUGCAAAUGCUUCCUGCUUGGCUGACAGCCCAGGUUCCCCCCACUUGUUCCUGUUACCUCUGUGUGCCCCAGCCCCAAAAGGCUCAACCUUUAAGCUUCAGAGUCUACUUCUUUCUUAGUGGCUCAGUGCCCCCACUCCAUUUCCAAGUGCCCCCAGGACUCCUGGGCCCUGCUCUCUAGAGCCUGUUCCCAGAGCCCUGCCCCAGGCUACGGAGGGCCAGAGAAGGUCACCAUGUACCACACACCAAAGAAGGGGGUCCGCUUGGGGUGGGCCACACAGGCAGCUUCCUGAGCAGCCUCUGGGCAGCAGCCUCAGCCUUCCCAAAGCGGCAGGUGCCCCCGGGCUGGGGCCCAGCCUCGAAGGCGGGGGUCAGUUUAACAAAAACAUAAUGUUGACUUUUUUCCCAGGUGGGGCUUAUUCUGUAACAUGACUUGCGGAUAUUUAUAUAAAAAUGAGUGUUACAAUGAG